AGACGCACAGAUUACCAUGAACGUAAUUUUUUGACAUCAAAAUUCAAAACCUCAAACCACCUCACCACCUCCUCUUACUACUACGUAUGAUUCGGGUUGAAGAAAGCUCUUUAUAGCUAGCAGCAGAACAUUAACAGCCCGCCGAGUACGUGGCCUAAACCUGCUGCUUCCUUUCCAUGACCCUAACCAACUACUCUCCCCCACCAAAACACACACCACACCGCCAUCACUCUCUCUCUCUCUUUCUCCCGUCACCUUUCUGCACAUCGGCCUGACAGCGCCAAAAACCAUCCCCUCAUCAUCACCACCUCCCUCUACAUCUCAUCCAUCUCUCUUAUCUUUGCUUUUCAGUCCGAUUGUGUAUUUCAGUAGUUGUUAUACACAGUUCUUGCUUCUGUCUGUUGUAUGUUUGUUUGUAAUCCGCAGCAGGGUUGAAUUUGUGGGCCUGUUUUAGAGGAAUAAAUCAUGGGGAGGGUGAAACUCCAGAUCAAGAAGAUUGAGAAUACAACAAACAGGCAGGUCACUUUCUCCAAGAGGAGAAAUGGACUAAUCAAGAAAGCCUAUGAGCUUUCUGUACUUUGUGAUGUUGAUGUUGCUCUCAUCAUGUUUUCCCCUUCAGGCAGAGUUAGCAUCUUCUCAGGAAACAGAAGUAUCGAAGAGAUUAUGGCAAGAUACGUGAAUCUUCCAGAGCAUGAACGAGGAAGGCUACAAAACCAAGAGUAUCUACAAAGGGCUCUUGGGAAGUUGAAAUCUGAGGCAGACAGAAAUUAUCAGGCGGCUACCAGCAGUCCCGGCAUGAACGAUUCUCAAGUCGAGGAGAUUCAGCAAGAAAUGCUCAAGUGCAAGUGCCAGCUUGAGGAUAUGGAGAAAAAACUAAGGAUAUAUGAAGUCGAUCCGUCUGAAAUCAUUUCGUUGUGUGAGGCUGAAUAUAGGGAGCAAGUUCUUGAAGAGAACCUGAAGCAGGUCAGGGUGCGCAAGCAUGUUCUUCAGGACCAGUACAAUUCCCCUGCUGCACAAACGUCACAGGUGAUGAAUUUGGGUUCGGAGGCUACGGAUAUAAAUGUCUUGGCCGCCCGAAAUCCAGAUAAUGUAUUGGACUGGCUGCCGCAAAGGGAUCCGCAAGUCCAAAUCCUCAAUUUCUUGGACUCGAAUGGACUGCUUCCACUUAGGGAUCAGCCCCAACGUAUUGAUGGCAUUCUACAACAGUCCCUGACGCUUGUUCAUGCACCUAGCGUGCACGUGCACAAUCAUUUGAGUCCGAGCAGGAGCAUGGAAGACGAUGCGCAGCGACCUGAGUUUGGGCAGGUGAUCGAUGUCAAUCUUUCGCCGUGGGCCGAAUUGUAUCCAGCAGGAAAUGAUCCUUUCCCGACGGCGCAGCCCAGAGAACGAGCGCUUCUUGAACAGUUUCUAUCUCAGCUCACACCUGUCAAUCAAGACCAUAUUUGAGAUUUCAACAUUAAUAUUUAAGUGUACCCAAAUAAGAUCUUUUAAUGACUCUUUGGAUAUAUUGCAAUAAUGAGGUCUUUCAAGUUUUUCAA
Sesamum indicum (sesame) is the source of this 1538-nucleotide messenger RNA. Its product is annotated as agamous-like MADS-box protein AGL104. The record is from RefSeq and is a predicted model, not a curated record. Gene Ontology annotation, biological process: positive regulation of transcription by RNA polymerase II. Gene Ontology annotation, molecular function: RNA polymerase II transcription regulatory region sequence-specific DNA binding; protein dimerization activity. Lineage: Eukaryota; Viridiplantae; Streptophyta; Magnoliopsida; Lamiales; Pedaliaceae.